This is a messenger RNA of Trichoplusia ni (cabbage looper), 1981 nucleotides long. Its product is annotated as luciferin 4-monooxygenase. Bases 224 to 1858 code for a protein of 544 amino acids. Gene Ontology annotation, biological process: fatty-acyl-CoA biosynthetic process; long-chain fatty acid metabolic process. The transcript has 9 exons. The record is from RefSeq and is a predicted model, not a curated record. NCBI's taxonomy places the organism in Eukaryota, Metazoa, Arthropoda, Insecta, Lepidoptera, Noctuidae. Gene Ontology annotation, molecular function: long-chain fatty acid-CoA ligase activity.
CUGGAUUAGCAAUGCAAAUUACCUACCAAUCUUCUCAUCAACCUCAGUCCAAAGUCUAAUCUAGUCCAUUCCUAAUCAAACCUCAGUACCGAUAGGUGGAUAAUUAUAUCCUUUAGAUAAGAUACCAUUAAUAAAUUUAUGAUAUCAGUCACCUAUCGUUUCUUUAUAAGUUAACAUAUUGUAAAGUAAGGUUAAACUGAACAGAACUUUAAAAGUUUUAAAAAUGCCGGUAACUGUACAUAAUAAUGUGGUUUCGGGACCGGAAGAACGAGGCAUUCCAGCGCAUUUAUCAUAUGGACAGUUUUUGUUUGAUCAGUUAAAAAAUGGUGGCGAUAAUAUAGCUUUAAUAAAUGCAGAGACUGACGAAUCUGUGACUUAUAGGCAUAUUCUUCAAAACAGUGUUAAUCUAGCCACUACUCUAAGAAAGUUGGGUCUCAAAAAGGGUGAUGUUGUGGGUUUGAGCAGUGAGAACCGAUUUGAAUUUAUAGUGGCUGCUCUGGCAGUUACAUACUGCGGAGGCAUCUUGUCUACAUUGAAUAUUACAUACACUCCUGGUGAGAUUACACAUUUGCUGAAAAUCAUUAAGCCUAAGUAUAUUUUUACUUCACCGAUCACAUCACAGAACAUCUAUGACUGUUGCAAUGAGAUGCCAUACAAGUGCCAGCUCAUCAUGUUUGGGGAGUUUGAUGUGGUGCCUGACUGCAUCAUGUUUGAUAACCUGAUCAAGGACCACGUGAAUGUGGAUGACUUCACCCUCACUGAUGUCAAUGGACAAGAUGACACAGUUGCUGUUAUGUGCUCCUCGGGCACUACUGGUCUGCCAAAAGGCGUUGAACUCACUCAUGUUAAUUUCCUCACACUGUCAGCACAUAUGAGAUACUACUUUGAAUGUGUACAAGAAAAGAAAAAAACUGGCAUCAUAAAUGGUUUGACAUUGAUACCAUGGUUCCAUGCAUAUGGAUUUAUAACAACCUUUGCUGUUAUGGCAAUGAAUAUCAAAAUUGUGUUCUUAAUUCGAUUUGAUGAACAGCAAUACUUGGAGACCAUUCAAAACUAUAAGAUCAACAUGACUACUAUAGUCCCACCCCUAGCAGUCUUCCUAGCUAAGCACCCGCUAGUACUCAAGUAUGAUUUAUCCUCUUUGGUUGAAGUUUGGUGUGGAGCAGCACCAUUGUCAAAGGAAAUACAACAAGCUGUCUCUGAAAGAACAGGUAUAGAUUUCAUUAAACAAGGUUAUGGCCUCACAGAGGUAACCAUGGCUUGUCUUGUGGACUUGACGAGCGGCGAGAAAGUUGGUUCUUGUGGAACACCUGCACCAGGCAUGAGAGUCAAGGUGAUAGAUAUCGAAAAUGGGAAACAGUUAGGUCCCAAUCAGGAAGGCGAGCUCUGGAUCAAGUCGCCCCUACGUAUGAAAGGCUACAUGGGCGACCGGGCCGCCAGCGACGCACUCAUUGACAGCGCGGGCUAUGUCAGGACCGGAGACAUCGGCUAUUACGACAACGAGGGAUACUUUUACAUUGUCGACAGACUGAAAGAGCUAAUUAAAUAUAAAGGAUUCCAGGUAGCCCCUGCAGAGCUCGAAGCCUUACUACUCCAGCACAAAGACAUAGCUGAUGCUGGCGUAGUAGGAUUGCCCAAUGAGGAGGCCGGCGAGUUACCGCUAGCUUUUAUAGUGACCCAACCUAAUUCCAAAGUAACAGAAAAAGAAAUUGUGGAAUUUGUAGCCUCCAAGGUGUCUCCAGCGAAACGCCUUCGAGGUGGAGUGGUCUUCCUCAAGGAUAUACCUAAGAAUGCUUCAGGCAAGAUCCUCAGGAGGGAGUUAAGGAAGAUGUUACAGAAGUACAAAAGCAAGCUUUAAUAAUGUCCCAAAGCAAUAAUUUUAUUUAUAAAAAUAGACCUAUUUUGAAAUAACAAAUAAUUAAGUGUAAUUAUUACCAAUCUUGUUGAUUUUUUGUUGUAAUUAUAAAAAUUGUGAAGGGCA